AUGCUGGUGGUUUGGUUUUUCUUGAUUGGCUUGUGUCAAAUAACAAGGAGUGGAUUUGGUCCGAUUGAUAAUUUGUACUUAACGUUUGCUUUUUUAGGCGCUUCAUUAUAUCUAGAAUGUACACAUCAUUUACGUUGUUCUGAGGCGGAUCGCAUAAAAUGGCUUGAAUUACGCGAGCAUGUGAGAAAUCUAGUCAAAUUGGGUAACUUAGCACGAGAAGAUGGCUAUAUUCUCGAAUCGGCAAAAUUUCGUCGCUCAUUGCAAUAUCGUGAUUUUCUAUGUGCUGAAUAUCGUAUCAGCGGAUUCUUUCUUCAAAAUGCUAGCAAUUAUAAUUUGCAAGUAGCUUGUUUAUGGGUCGGUGGUGAGAUGAAUGCAUCGUGUGGCUUGGUACCUUCAAGUUAUAAACCUUUUGGCUAUUAUAAACCACAAAAAUGGCGUCAAAUGUUGUUUGUAAGUUGA
Molecule: messenger RNA, 459 nt
Organism: Thelazia callipaeda (thelaziosis nematode)
Lineage: Eukaryota; Metazoa; Nematoda; Chromadorea; Rhabditida; Thelaziidae
Source: the annotation of a GenBank genome assembly